Anopheles merus is the source of this 710-nucleotide messenger RNA. RefSeq lists its product as uncharacterized. Lineage: Eukaryota; Metazoa; Arthropoda; Insecta; Diptera; Culicidae. The transcript has 2 exons. Bases 339 to 710 code for a protein of 123 amino acids. The record is from RefSeq and is a predicted model, not a curated record.
CGCUAGUGAUGUCAGCAUAAACAAGUUCAAAAAAUGAACGGAUUUGUUCCGCUCCGCUCCAAACUGCUCGACUCCAGCAGUUGCUCCAACAGUGGUUUAGAAGUUAUUUUUGAUGAUGGGUGCGUAGAAGUGUUAACAAAACGAGGGAAAUUAAUAGUGAAAGGAGAGUUACGUGGAAAACUGUAUUGGUUGAAUUUCAACAAUUCGAACACACAUGAGGCGUAUUAUUCUUGUGGACAAAUUCCACGGAACCUAGAACAAUGGCAUCGUCGAUCGUUGGCCUCUUAUUUUCAAAAAUUUGGAUAAGCUGAUGAAAGGUGAUAUGGUUCGCGGUUUGGAUGUGUCGGACAAAAGAAGCCUCGGAAACGAUAAUGUGUUUUGUGAAGCAUGCAAUACAGCACAUCUCUGACGAUGAAAACGAUGAUGACGAACCAAAUGUGCAAAUCGAGAAAUCUGGUGAAACAUCUGAACCGAGCACAGUAGACGAAAGUUUCAGGACAUGCGACGAAGAAGAAGCGAUGGAUGAUCGAUCUGAUGAACGCGAAGAAGCUGAAUCAUCGAGUCGUCGAUCUAAUAGAGAACGUAAACCACCCGGAUGGCAUGAAAACUAUGAGGUGGAUUAUGUGGGGUUUGCAUUAAGUGCAACAACUUUUGUGAACGAUUUACCGAAGAAGCAAAGAAUAGGCCUGACUGGAAUAAGUGGAAAAUAG